This is a messenger RNA of Camellia sinensis, 1261 nucleotides long. Its product is annotated as transcription factor HHO5. Gene Ontology annotation, biological process: regulation of DNA-templated transcription. The record is from RefSeq and is a predicted model, not a curated record. Lineage: Eukaryota; Viridiplantae; Streptophyta; Magnoliopsida; Ericales; Theaceae. Gene Ontology annotation, molecular function: DNA binding; DNA-binding transcription factor activity.
UAACAUAUAUGUAGAGAGAGAGAGAGAGAGAAUCAUGGUAGCAAAUUCGGCGGAACUGAACUUAGGUUUGAAUUGGGUUCAUCCUCAACCCAAGACCAUUUCCGAGAUUCUCACAGAAGUCUCUGUAAUCGCUGAUGUUUCUGAGAAAUUAUCAAAGCUCAAUGGUUAUGUUCGAUUACUUGAAGAUGAACUCAGAAAGAUACACUCUUUUAAACAUGACCUCCCCAUUUGCACCCUUCUCUUGAACGAUGCAAUCAAGAGAUUGAAGGAGGAGAUAAUGGAGUGUGUAAGAAAGGAGAGUAAUUGUUCAAGUGAUUUGAGUGAUAAGAAGAACUGGAUGAGCUCUGUUCAGCUAUGGACCCCUAUCAAUGUCAAGUGUGAGAAUAGCCCUGCUUAUACCAAGAAACAAUUCUCAGAACCAGACAUGAAAUCGAGGGGCUCUGCAACUGAGAAUCCAUUGCAACUCUGUAGUUUUGGGAACAGGGGAGGGGCAUUUGUGCCAUUCAAGGGACUUUCUGGGCUGAGAAUGAAGGAGGAGAAGGAGGCUUCAUUCAUGCAUGGUAUAUCGCUUUCGACUCCGGUGGUUGAAAGGGGUUCGAUUAAUUUAAAUUUGGAAGGGAAUAACAGUGUGAGUAGUGGUUCGGGUUCUUCGUCGGUGACUGAGCAAAUAAAGCAGUGGAACCGAGCAAAGAAGGAGAGGCGGUGCUGGUCGCCGGAGCUGCAUCGGCGAUUUGUGGAUGCACUCGAACAACUUGGAGGAUCACAGACAGCAGCCACACCGAAGCACAUCAGAGAACUCAUGCAGGUCGAUGGCCUCACAAACGAUGAAGUCAAAAGCCAUUUGCAGAAAUAUAGAAUUCAUGUCCGUAAACUUCCAGAUUCUUCAGCUGCAACAUCAAUUGGGUCAUGGAUGACCCAAGAUCAGCGUGGAGAUUUGUCAGAAAAUCGUAGUUGAAGAUGAAGAUGUAUGGACUGAUCCACCUUAAAAAUUUUGCAGAUACUUACAUAAGAGAAUCAGAUUAUGAACAUUACAAGCAAUACAUUAUACAGAGAGGGAUAGUGAAAAUUUUCCUUUUUUUCUUUUGGCUCUAUCAUUAAGAUAGGGACAAUAAAGCCUUCACCAAUUCUAACAUUUUCUCAUUUUUCCUUAUCUCAAGUUUUCUAUUAUCCUUUUAGGAUGAAGAGGUUGAAUAAGUAUCUCUUCGUACAUUGAAGGAAUGAUUAUGACUGGCUUUAACCAUAUAAUAUCAACUUCUGUCUC